Truncatella angustata is the source of this 2550-nucleotide messenger RNA. Its product is annotated as fungal-specific transcription factor domain-containing protein. Gene Ontology annotation, molecular function: DNA-binding transcription factor activity, RNA polymerase II-specific; zinc ion binding. Gene Ontology annotation, biological process: regulation of DNA-templated transcription. The transcript is spliced from 2 exons. The coding region runs from base 1 to 2550 and encodes 849 amino acids. The record is from RefSeq and is a predicted model, not a curated record. Lineage: Eukaryota; Fungi; Ascomycota; Sordariomycetes; Amphisphaeriales; Sporocadaceae.
AUGACGGUCUCACUUCCUUCACAACAACCGCAGCCGUCAAAGGAGACGCAGGCUGCCCGUAAGCGUAGGAGACGGGCACCCGCUGGAGGAGCGGCGGACGACUGCUUUGCCUGUGUCAAGAGAGGCGCCAAGUGCGAUCGCCGGCGGCCCUACUGCUCACAAUGCCUCGAAGUUGGGAAUGAGUGCUCUGGCUAUAAGACUCAGUUGACCUGGGGCGUUGGCGUUGCGAGUCGGGGGAAGCUCCGAGGUCUUUCGUUACCCAUCGCAAAGUCGCCGCCCGUGGCUCCAGUCAUCAAGAAGCAACCCGCACGAUCCAGAGCCAACACCACAUCCAGUCAAUGGAGUGACCAUGGAAACAAGUCGCCCACAAUUUCUAACCGCGAUGAGUUUGAGCUUCAUAAUGGUCACCCAGCAUCUCUCCCUACUACACCUUUCGCCGCCUAUCAUGACUUCUCCCGAUAUGCCCACGGCGAGUCGAUGUCACCUCCAACACCAACAGGCUGGGGCAAUGUCUCAUACCCAUCAAGCAUGGGUGCUCAUGAGCACCCGAAAAUGCACAGACUCAAUACAUCUUUGGGUCACUUUCCACUCAUUACGGAGGGGCUCUCGUCCUCAGUGGAUGCUGCUCUGAAUGAGGUUGAAUACACCCUAUCGCCAUUGAGUCAGUUCUCACGAGAUGAACUCCCUUAUAUGCACAGCCCUGCUCUUAUGUACGAUAGCUAUAGCAGCAAUGCCUCGCCGGUUCCUCAGAGCCCGGCAUCUGCCAUUAUGAUCGAGCAGCGCGCUCCGACCUCAUGUCCCAGUCUCGUAUAUGCUCCAUCGGAGCCCAGCUCGAGCCUUGGGUCACAUCACGAUGGCUUUGAGCAUCAGAUGAGCCAUGCAAGACUCCUUAGCGAUGCUGAUAGCCUCAGCGUACACGACAUUGAGCCAUACAGCACCAGUCCCGCAACAGCUUCUUUUUGGUCCACUGGAAUUCUAAAGGAGGAGGAUAACGGGUCCAACCUGUUUAGCCAGAGCUCUGCGGCGGCUGCAGCGGCGGCUCUCGCGGUCAUUUCUCCUUAUGACGCGCCAUCGAUGCAAAUCAGUGCCGACCUAAUCGCAAAGAUGCCAUUCUUCAUGGAUUACUAUGAGAACAUCAUGUGCCCUUCAAUGGUGCUUAUUGACGGCCCUACCAAUCCCUUCAGAGACCACAUCUUGCGCCUCGCUGCCAAUAGUCGCAGCUUACAGCACGCCAUAUGCGCCCUUGCUGCAUGCAAUCUGAGAAUGAAGAGGAAACUAAGCUUAGGCCAACAUGGCAAAGGAUCACCCGAGAGAUUCCUCUCUGAGCAGUCUGAGUCGCAACCGGAGGAUUCGUCCUUGACCGAGGAGUAUCAGCACCGCAAUCUCGCCGUACAUCUACUCAACCAACAGCUCAACGAUCCCAACAAGUCGUGUCAUGACUCCGUUCUUGGGACCAUUCUUUUGCUAUGCCACUACCGCAUGGUCGAGUCUGGCAUUGCCAAGUUCGCUACUCAGUUUGCAGGUGUCAAGAAAAUCCUUAGUAUGCGCAAUACCGCACCCUACCAGACCUCGAAUGAUUCUGCUUGGAUGGAAGCUAUCUUCACCUACUUUGAUGCUAUCUCCGCCAGUAUAAAUGACCGCGAAGCCCAGCUCAAUCAUUCUUUCUAUGGAGUCUCGUCUGAUAUCAACCUGCUCCCGGCUGGCGCUGAGAACUGGAUUGGAUGCGACAGGGAACUUUUCAGGACCAUUUCAAAGCUCGGUCGCCUUAAUCUGCUCUCUCAGUACCGCGCUGUAUCCAGUGCCAUUGCUUCGCCCACCGGGCGACUGAGUGUGCCAAGGAUUGCUUCGCCACUUGGCUCACCUCUGGGCAAUACGUUCAAAAGCUCGUCGCAACUAACCGACUUCUUCAACCUGGGCAUUCAGAGCAAAGGCUUCGGUAACCAGCUCGACGAGGAGGAGCUAUUCGCUGGCAGCUGCUCGUCGCCAAGCUACGACGACCAGCGUUCGACCUUCUGGCGCGAGUGGAAGGAGGCCCGCAACGCUCUUCAAAGUUGGGAAUUUGAUUCUGCUAGAAUCGUUGCGUCUCUGCCAGGCACACUUACGGCUACCCAAAUCCGGGAUCUCGGGUCAUUGUCAGAGGCAUUCCGCUACGCUGCUCUCCUCUACACCGAGCGCCUGGCUUCCCCCAACGUGCCCUCGAGCCACAACAACUUCCGCAAUCUGGUCAGCCAGGUCGUCUACUACACCACCUCCAUAGAGUCUGGCGGCGUCGCCGAGAAGUUCCUUCUCUGGCCCCUAUUUGUCGCCGGCAGCGAGUGUGUCAACGAGCUCCAGCAGAACAUCGUGCGCAACAAGUGCCGCGACAUCAUGUCCCGCAGCGGGUACAUGAACAACCUGUCUGCCAUCGAGGUCCUCGAGCGCCUCUGGGCCGGCGAUCUGCAUGACAGUAUCUCCGGCUCCAGCAAGCUUGGCCUCCAGGCGCGCGGCCCAUUCAACUGGACUAAAUGCAUUGGCGGACCUGGCGUUGAUGUAGAAUGGAUCAUGUUCUAA